UGUGCCGCGGGAUUUUUGUCAGGGUUAAAGUGUGCCGUGGCUCAAAAAAGGUUGAAAAACACUGAACUAGGGCAUGGGUUUCAGAACACUUAGACUGGAAACAUAACUUGACAGGAAUAUAACAGAAUUUAUUCUGGGAAGAAACAACUGGCAUAUUCCCCCGUGGCCUGUCUUUUAACCGGGGGGUUCGUGAGUUUAAACGAAUUGGACACUGUGCGACUUGGUGACCUUGACCCCCGCAGUAGAGGCAUAACCCCUCAUCACGGCGUUUGUUACGUUCUUCCGCUGAAAGGCGAGAGACACCGAUCUGCAUAGGUUCACCAGGGGUUUUACGUUGGAGGUUCUGUGGUGGGAGUUCCAGUGAGGACAGCUGUGGAGUACUGACCAUGGUGGUCUUACGAGCAGGAUACGAGCGUUCAUGUUGACGUUCUUUUAGUCUGAUAUCAGAGCGCAAGGCGGCGGCUACAAGUUCCUCAAAAGAUAGGGCUUCUGGUUGGGUACAUAAAUGAUCUUUUAUGAUUUCAUUGAGUGACUGGUAAAAAACACCUCGCAGGGCGGGAUCUGUCCAACCUGCCUCUACCGCCAGGAUGCGAAAAUCUACCACGUGGUCGCUGACGGACCGGUUGCGCUGUUUCAGAUUGAGAAGUCGCCUAGUGGCUUCCUCUUGCUUGCAAGGCUGGUCGAAAACUAGUCUGAACUCACCAAUGAAGCGUUUGAACGGCAAGUGGGUGAUGGGGUUGGCUGCGAGGAAGGCUUGAGCCCACUGGAGUGCCUUACUUCUCAGGGAAUUCACAACCAACGUAAUCUUGCUAUGGUCCGAGUGAUAAUAUCUGGGAGCCUGCUGAAAUAAGAGUUGACAUUGGAGUAGAAAGCCUCCACAAUUUUCUACAUCACCCAAAAACGGUUCUGGCUGGAGUCUGUAGUUUUCCGGGUUUGAGGAGGAAGCGGAAGUUCCCAGGUUGACAGAGGGUGGAGCGGGGACUGGAGCUGCGGAACCAGAAAAUUGUCCAGUUAAUUCUAAUAAAGUUUGUGUCACACCGUCGAGACGGCGAAAAAGGUCUUGUUGAGCUGAAUCCAUUUGGGAAAGGGCGUCGGCUUGGUGUCCUAACAAGAUGCCUUGGUGACUUAUGGCCAGACGGAGUCCUUCCGGGUCAGCUGGGUCGGGGUUUUGGCCAGUUCGUUCUGUCAUGAUCUGAACUAGGUGGACCCAGAUGCUGUAACCCGGAAGGAAGAGGCAGAUAGGUGAAAGUUAAGUAAUGGGUUUUAUUUUGAAAGGGCCGGCGGAUCCAGGAGGGGGAUGUGGCGUAGAGCUUGACGAGGAGUCUUCGGCCCGCGGUGUACACGUGAGUUUUUCUGCGGCGGGAUCAGCACUCUUGACGGCGGCGAUAAUGGAGUUCUUGACGGUGGCGUGGCAGGAGAUCUUGACGGUGGCGUGGCUGGAGUUCUGGAGGAGCGUGGCGGACUUCAGCUUCUGCUCGAGAUGGUAGUGGACUCGGGUUACUCUCGUGGAGAAACGGCAGACCAUCAGGGUUAACGAACUGGCGAAGAAAGCUUGAGGUGGAUCUCCUUAAAUAGCAGGUGUGUAGAUGAGGUCACCAUGAAUGAAGACUAACAAAAAAAACAUCUAAAAAAGAUGGAACAGAGAUGACUUUUGACGUGAGCUCGGAUUUGGGCCUGGAUGCUCAACAUGCCACACAGCCCUCCUAAAGAAGAAGCCAAGGCACUCAGAGAGGACCCCCCAGAGCCCCCCAGGACCCACACAGUGAUGUGCGACCACAACAGAGCUUGUGGACGGGGCUUCUCCUGCGAUCGACACUUUGGUCUUUGUGUGCCGCUGCGUGGGGAGGGCCACUACUGUCGCAGGGAUGCCCAGUGUGUCCGUGGACUCAGCUGCAUGUUUGGAAAAUGUCAUCGCAGCAUUCCCAACGGACGAGAGGGGGCCAGGUGUAAAGUUGACAGACACUGUGGGGCGUCAAUGUGCUGCGCCCGGCAUCACGGCGAGCAGGUGUGCAAGAGACGGCUGCUUCAUGGGGAGAGCUGUUAUAUUCCUGACGGCGGCCUGGCUUUCAGCAUCAACCAGAUCUGUCCAUGUGACGAGGGCCUGCUGUGCACCGAAAACUCUAGACUACGAGAGAGAGAUUUCAUUUACCAUCCGGCACGAACAAGUUGGACCUGCCAAGCACCUAAAUCCUGAUGUGAACCUUGAUGCUUCUGAUAUUUAUUUAUGUAAAUUUAUGAACAUAAAGAGAUGUUUGCAUUUUCCUGUAAUAUCAGUUAUAAGUUUUAACAGAAAUUGCCUUUUUAAAAUAUUAGUAUGUCCAUUUUACAAGAACAUUACUGUGCAUGGUUAAGAUCAACAGGCUGUACCUUUUGUCAUUUCAAGUCAUUUUAAUGUACUUUUGUGUUUAUUACUCCUUAGUAUAAAGAAUGAAGCUAUAAAUAAAAGUAAAUACUAAAAGCUUUCCCUUUAA
Molecule: messenger RNA, 2471 nt
Organism: Oryzias latipes (Japanese medaka)
Lineage: Eukaryota; Metazoa; Chordata; Actinopteri; Beloniformes; Adrianichthyidae
Product: dickkopf-related protein 1-like
Biological process (GO): multicellular organism development; negative regulation of canonical Wnt signaling pathway
Cellular component (GO): extracellular region
Molecular function (GO): receptor antagonist activity; co-receptor binding
Source: RefSeq, a predicted model, not a curated record